AUGAAGAUGCAUGUGAAGGUGGACGAAAAAAAAAACAUCUUCAUUGCGUGUUUGACUACGGCAUUGGCACGUCUUAAAUUGUAUGCUGAAUUAGAAAAGCUAGAAGAACAAGUGUUGUAUUACGACACCGACUCUGUGAUUUAUAGCUGGAAACAAGACCAGCCUCACAUACCAACGGGUGUUUUCUUAGGUCAAAUGACAGAUGAAUUACAAGGAGAUACAAUUGUAGACUUUGGAUCAGCAGGGCCUAAAUCCUAUUGUUAUCUAACAGCGAGUGGUAAAUCUGAAUGCAAAAACAAAGGCAUCAAGAGUUGUUAUGAAAUCAACCAGGUGUUAAACUGUAACUCUAUAAUGAACCACAUUCAACAAGAACUCACAAACCCGUAG
Molecule: messenger RNA, 387 nt
Organism: Porites lobata
Lineage: Eukaryota; Metazoa; Cnidaria; Anthozoa; Scleractinia; Poritidae
Source: the annotation of a GenBank genome assembly